AUGCGGAAAUCUUUUUUUGCCGUCACGGCAGCUGGUACAGCCUUCCUAACUCUGGUCUCUGUCGUUGUUAUCAUUUAUUUGGUGCAUGAUAUCAAUGACUUCUACGAUGAAGCGAUUAAGGAACUUUCGGAGUUCAACGGUUAUGCCGAAUCCGCAUGGCAUGAAAUGCGACCAUCACCCCGUGUACGACAGAAAAGGAGCGGUUCCUCCAAACAAGAACCCAGAAAAACUCGCCAAUGGCCAGCACACUGCGCUUGUGGAACGGUAUCGAGGGGCUGUCCUGUUGGACCACCUGGUCCACCAGGCUUGCCUGGACUUGAUGGAGAGCGUGGCCCUCCAGGUGCGCCGGGUAGACGCGGAAAUGACGGUAUCAGCAUAAGUGGUGGAGGUGGAGCAGGUGGAUGCAUAGCAUGCCCGCCGGGACCUCCAGGACCUGCAGGACCCGAUGGACACCCGGGUUUACCCGGACCCCCGGGAAUGCCUGGACAAAGUGGAGCUGGAGGAGGCAUGGGUCCACCAGGACCGCCCGGACCUAUGGGAGACCCCGGGCCAGGUGGAGCGCCUGGGAAUGCAGGAGCACCAGGCAUGCCAGGAAGCCCGGGACAACGCGCCAAGGGCACAAUGGGAGCGCCCGGAAUGCCAGGUCCAAUGGGAGCGCCUGGCCUACCUGGGCCAGCUGGACAAUUUGGUGGAGCGCCAUCGCCCGGUCCACCUGGCCCAAUGGGACCACCUGGAAGGCCCGGCCAACCAGGACCAGAUGGAAUUCGGGGACCUCCUGGAUCUUCUGGUGUGCCAGGCGGUGAUGGUCACUACUGCCCUUGUCCACCUCGUCAUAUCAAGCGAAGGAACAGUGUUGGCACUUCACGCAAGAAAGAAACUUUUCAAGAAUUUGCACUUUCGAAGAGCAAGGUUCAUGAAGGCAACGUUUCCAUCAAAAGUACCCGUAGUGUUCGUAAGCAGAAGAAAGCACGCAGGCUUUCCAAAAUUUAG
Messenger RNA from Cylicocyclus nassatus, 990 nucleotides. NCBI's taxonomy places the organism in Eukaryota, Metazoa, Nematoda, Chromadorea, Rhabditida, Strongylidae. The record is from the annotation of a GenBank genome assembly.